AUGCUAGGGAUAGGGGGUGGAGAGAAGCAGCUGGGUGAUGGGUCAUGGCGGCAGGGGGGUAGAGGGAAGAAGCAUGUCUCCGAGUCAGGUGUUGAUGUGCUGCUUAAGUUAGCAGGCGAGGUGGGGCAAGGUGAACAAGGCAUUGGAGAGGGGUUGCUACAGGGAGGUGGGGGGAAGCAGCAGAAUUUCGAGGUGCGUUCUAAUGUGCUGUGGAAGUCAGCAGGUGAGGUGGAGCAUGGCGAACAAGACAUGGGAGAAGGGUUGCUACAGAGUGGUGGGGGAAAGCCGGGGAUUAGGUCAUGGCAGCAGGAGGGUGGAUCGAAAGAGGGCGACGGGUCAGCGUGGGAGGCAGAGGGAUUGCAGCAAGGCAGUGGGGUGCGUGAGACUGGCGGGUGUGAUUCGGGUGAUGGGUUGAGCGAGACUGAUGCUGGGUGUACGGUGGGUGAUGGGUCAAGUGAGACUGGUGGGUUGAAGACAUGUGACGGGUCUUGUGAGGCGGAAGGGUGUGAGAGAGGAGAAGCGCGGAGGGAGAAGGCGCGGGGGUGGAUGUGGUGGAAGGUUCUGGCUGCCGUGGGUGCUGCUGCUGUGGUUAUAGGCGGGGCUGCUGUGAUUAUGGCGAAGGGGAGGGGCUGGAAGAGGGGAGGAAGGGAACGGAGUGGCGGGAGGAAGGAGUGGGAGCAGCAGAAGCAGGAGGUGCAGAGGGGGGCGGAUGGGAGGAGUCUGGAAGGGGACGAAACGGACAAAGGGGGGGAGGGGCAGGGGGAUGGGGAAGAGCAGGAAGAGAGUCGGUGGGUAAGGGAAGAUGGGGCAGAGAGGGUGGGGGGAGGGGAAAGGUAUCGUGUUGAAAGUUUUGGUAACGAAAUGGGAGAAGGGGUUGGGCAGGGAGAGGAGGGGUGGAUGGUACAAGGGGAGGGCGAGGCGCGAGAUGUGGGGGAGAAGGGAUGGUUUGCGCACGAGGAGGAGGAGAGAAAGGAUGUGGGAAUGAACGAAAAGGAGGAAGCAAACGAGGGGUGGGUGGGGGAGAAGCAGCAUGGGGAUGAGGAGGAGUGGGUGGGGGAGAAGCAGCGGUGGCAAGGGGUGCAACAGAGGAGGCAGAGGGACCGAGAGAGGAGGAGAGGCGUGUGGGGUGGUUUGUGCUUCAAUGGGGGUGGGUUACGCCUUGGUGUGGGGGAUGACGAGGAGGGAGAUGAGGAAGAGGAGACGGAGGAGGAAGAGGACGAAGAGGACGAAGAGGAGGACGAGCCGAUUUCCAUAAGCGCUGAUGGUGACUAUAGCGAGGGAGGAGAAGAGAGGUGGAGAGGGGGAGUGGGGGAGGUGGAGGGAGAGGGAGAGGAGGAGGAGGAGUGGUUGUAUGAGAGGGAAUGGGAAGUUUUUGUGCGGACACUGAAAGAGGGAGAGAGAGGAGGGUGUGGGGAGACACUGAGAGACAGGGAGAGAGGAAGGAGGUGGGAAACAUUAAGUGAGAGGGAGAGUGAUGGGAGGGGGGAGGGAGAGGGGAAACUAGGGGAAUGGGCAGGGAGAGGAGGGAGAAGUGGGGGGUUGGAGUGUGGAGUGGUGGUGAGGGGUGCAGAGGAGUAUGGUGGGGAUGCAGAGGCUUAUGCAUGUGAUGAUGGUACAGCGGCGUGUGCGAGGGAGUGGGUAGGGGAAGCGUGGGAAGGAAGGGAGUGGGAUGGGGUUGACUGCGGUGCAAAGGAGUGGGAUGGUGCUGGGAGGAGUGAGAGGGAGUGGUUUCAGGAGGAUGCUGGCCUGUCACAAGGGAGCAGCACUAAUGAUGAUGAGGAGGAGGAGCUAUGCUGUCCCCUUGGCUAUAGCCCUCUAUACCAUGCUGAUGCUGGUGAUGGUAGCGAAGGUUGGAAUGAUGGGGGUGUUAAUGCUGGUGGUGGUGAUGUUGGGGAUGCUGUAAAUGAUGGUGAUGAUGGUGAUGAUGGUGCCUGUUAUAGUGAUGAAGGUGUCUGCUAUAGCGGUCAACGGGAAGAACAUGAUGAUCAAGUGGAUCGCACUUCAACACCUUACGGCGGCCACAUGGUGUUUCAUGGAAUUCUCCAUCGCGGCGCCAUGGCAGCACCGCUGUGA
Messenger RNA from Closterium sp. Yama58-4, 2073 nucleotides. The record is from the annotation of a GenBank genome assembly. Lineage: Eukaryota; Viridiplantae; Streptophyta; Zygnematophyceae; Desmidiales; Closteriaceae.